AAAUGUAAAGGUCGGAACACGGCAAUGUUGCGUUGUUUCGAAUGACUUGGUUGCACUUCAUAAUGAUUGUAAACAGUGUUUGUUGCUUAUGCAAUACGGUGCUGGAACUCCCGAGGCAAGAUGGAGGACGCAAGGACGUGAUGUUUUUUUAGGUUUUAUGCGACCCGGCCAGUCCUGAGGAUUACAAGCCAGUCAGUCAUAAAUUGGAAGUGAUCCAGAAGAUGUUACAGAAAUGAUAGCAGCACCAGAAAUACCAGCAGACUUCCCCUAUGCUCAUGAUACAGACACACAGUUUUCUUCAGACACAGACUUUUCUGAAGAUCUAGAUGGAAGGAGUUCAAUUUCAUCGAAAGGAAAGGGUGGAAAGAAGGGGAAGAAGGCAGCGGGAGACAAAGGCAAGGGCGCGAAAGGCGCAGGCCGUAUAAAUGGCCACCACCAAGAGAAUGGCAUGGAAAACAUGAUGCUGUUUGAGGUGGUCAAGCUGGGCAGGAGUGCAAUGCAGUCUGUCGUUGACGACUGGAUCGAGUCUUACAAACAUGACAAAGAUGUUGCCCUACUUGAUCUCAUCAACUUCUUCAUCCAGUGCUCAGGGUGUAAAGGUGUUGUCAGUGGAGAGAUGUUCCGCAACAUGCAGAACUCAGAAAUAAUCAGACGAAUGACAGAGGAAUUUGAUGAGGACAGUGGCGACUACCCCCUCACUAUAGCAGGGCCACUAUGGAAGAAGUUCAAAUCAAGUUUUUGUGAAUUCAUAUCGGUCCUGGUGCGGCAGUGUCAAUACAGUAUCAUCUAUGAUGAAUAUAUGAUGGACACAGUCAUCUCGCUUCUCACCGGAUUAUCAGACUCUCAAGUCAGAGCCUUCAGACACACCUCUACACUGGCAGCCAUGAAGCUGAUGACAGCCUUGGUGAAUGUAGCUCUCAACUUGAGCAUCAACAUGGACAACACCCAGCGUCAAUACGAGGCAGAGAGGAAUAAGAUAGUGGCCAAAAGGGCCAAUGACAGGCUGGAGCUCCUCUUGCAGAAGCGAAAAGAGCUCCAAGAAAACCAGGAUGAGAUUGAAAACAUGAUGAAUGCAAUAUUUAAAGGAGUCUUUGUACAUCGCUAUCGUGAUUCAAUAGCAGAAAUCAGAGCCAUUUGUAUAGAAGAGAUUGGAGUUUGGAUGAAACUCUACAGUGACGCCUUCCUUAACGACAGUUAUCUAAAGUAUGUGGGAUGGACAAUGCACGAUAAGCAAGGUGAGGUACGUCUGAAAUGUCUGACAGCUCUGCAGGGUCUGUACUACAACAGAGAGCUCAAUGCAAGGCUUGAACUCUUCACCAGUCGCUUUAAGGACCGGAUUGUCUCUAUGACCCUUGACAAGGAGUAUGACGUUGCAGUGCAAGCCAUUAAGUUGCUCACUUUAGUUUUGAAUAGUACAGAUGAGGUAUUGACUCCUGAGGACUGUGAGAGCGUCUAUCAUCUGGUCUACUCGGCCCACAGACCUGUUGCCAUUGCAGCAGGAGAAUUCCUCUACAAAAAAUUGUUCAGCCAGCGGGAACCAGAGGAGGAAGGUGCCCCCAAGAGAAGAGGCCGACAAAGUCCCAAUGCCAACCUCAUCAAGACCACUGUCUUCUUCUUCCUGGAGAGCGAGCUCCAUGAACAUGCAGCCUACUUAGUGGACUCUCUUUGGGAGUGUGGUGCUGAGCUACUGAAGGACUGGGACUGUAUGAGCAGCUUACUGUUAGACGAUCCACUGCCAGGAGAAGAAGCUCUGACUGACCGGCAAGAAACAGCUUUGAUUGAAAUCAUGCUGUGCACUGUACGCCAGGCUGCUGAAUGCCACCCACCCGUUGGAAGAGGCACAGGGAAGAGGGUGAUGACAGCAAAAGAAAGGAAGACUCAACUUGAUGACAGAACCAGAAUGACAGAGCUAUUUGCUGUGGCUUUGCCCCCUCUGCUGGCCAAGUAUGCUGUGGAUUCAGAGAAGGUGACCAACUUGUUACAGCUUCCUCAGUUCUUUGACCUGGAAAUUUAUACCACAGGACGUCUGGAGAAGCACCUUGAAGCCCUUCUCCGCCAAAUACGAGAAAUCGUGGAGAAGCACACAGACACUGAAGUCUUAGAGACAUGCUCCAAGACCUACCAUGCCCUCUGCAGUGAGGAGUUCCCAAUCUUUAACAGGGUGGACAUUGCUCGCUCGCAGUUGCUGGAUGAACUGGUGGAUAAGUUCAACCGAUUGCUGGAGGAUUUCCUACAAGAGGGGGAAGAAUCUGAUGAAGAUGAUGCUUAUCAGGUUUUGUCAACUCUAAAGAGGAUCACUGCUUUUCACAAUGCACAUGAUCUAUCUGGAUGGGAUCUCUUUACAAGCAACUUUAAGUUGCUCAACACAGGCAUCGAGAAUGGAGACAUGCCAGAACAGAUAGUCAUCCAUUCACUGCAGUGCACACACUAUGUCAUCCUGUGGCACCUGGCCAAGUUAUCUGAAGGCAGCUCUCGAAAGGAGGAUAUGGUGACUUUGAGGAAACAGAUGAGGGCCUUCUGUAUGAUGUGUCAGCGGUAUCUCACUAACGUCAACACCGCUGUUAAAGAACAGGCAUUCACCAUCCUUUGUGACCUCCUGCUCAUCUUCAGCCACCAGAUGGUGUCUGGAGGCAGGGAACACCUGGAGCCCUUAGUCUAUUCCUCAGAAGAUUCGCUUCAGUCUGAGCUGCUCUCCUUUAUUCUGAAUCAUGUCUUCAUAGAUCAGGAUGAUGAUACCAAUAGCACAGAUGGCCAACAGGAUGAUGAGGCUGUGAAGAUUGAAGCUUUACACAAGAGGAGAAACCUCCUUGCUGCCUAUUGUAAACUGAUCAUCUACUGUGUGGUAGAAAUGAAAACCGGAGCUGACAUUUUCAAACAGUACAUGAGGUAUUAUAAUGAUUAUGGUGACAUCAUCAAGGAGACAAUGAGUAAGACCCGGCAAAUCGACAAGAUUCAAUGUGCCAAAACCCUCAUCCUCAGUCUUCAGCAGCUUUUCAAUGAAAUGCUGUCAGAGCUGGGCCAUGGCUUUGAUCGCUCAUCAUCCGCAUUCUGUGGAAUCAAAGAGUUAGCCCGUCGCUUUUCUCUAACUUUUGGCCUCGACCAAGUCAAAACCAGAGAUGCCAUUGCCAUGCUACACAAGGAUGGAAUCGAGUUUGCGUUUAAGGACCCAAGUCCCCAAGGAGAAGGAGGCCCUCCUCUCAACCUGGCUUUCUUAGACAUCCUCAGUGAGUUCUCCUCAAAGCUGAUGAGACAAGACAAGAGGACUGUCCACAUGUACUUGGAGCGUUUCAUGACGUUCCAGAUGGCACUGCAACGAGAGGACUGCUGGCUCCCCCUCAUUUCAUACAGGAAUUCCCUACAGGCUGGUGGAGAUGACGACACUAUGUCAGUGAUGAGUGGCUACUCCAGCAGAGGCUCUUCCGUUCGUUCCAAGAAGACCAAGGCUCCUGCUGUGACAGCAGGAACUUCUGCAGCCAAGAGGAAGCUACCAGAAGAGGAGAGCAGUAGCAGUGAGGUGUGGACGCCAGGCAUUCAGACCCCCGUCAUGAUGCCAUCCCCCCACCUUACCUCCACUGCCAUGCGAGAGCCUAAAAGGGGUCGUGAUGACAGCUACAUGGGCGUCUACUCCCUCCCUCAUGACCAGCAGCAGCCCCACCAACACCCACAACACCAUCAACAGGCACCUCAGCACCACCAGACACCCAUGGAUUACAAUUCCCAAGUGACGUGGAUGCUGGCCCAGAGACAGCAAGAAGAGGCUCGUCAGCAGCAGGAACGAGCCAUGAACUACGCCAAGCUCAGGACCAAUCUGCAGCAUGCUAUACGUCGCGGCACCGGCCUCAUGGAGGAAGAUGAAGAGCCAAUUGUGGAAGAUGUGAUGAUGUCAUCUGAGGGUCGUAUGGAUGACCUCAAUGAAGGCAUGGACUUCGACACCAUGGACAUUGACCUGCCACCGUCUAAAAAUCGUCGUGAGAGGUCUGAGCUGAAGCCGGACUACUUCGACCCCGCCUCGAUCAUGGAUGAGUCGGUCCUUGGAGUGUCCAUGUUUUAAAGGAAUAUCCAGACGAUUUUCAUGCUGGGAUACGAGAAGAGGAGCUUUGUAUUUAAAAAGAAUUUUAGAUGCGAAAACAAGUGUGUUUUCUGUAAGAAAAACAAAAAUGAACAAAAAAAAAACAAACUACAAAGUUUUGGCUUGUACUCUACGUGGACCAAUGAUGAGCCACACUCAGUGUUGCUUGCUCAGAGAGGACUUGAAAUGUAUACUUUUCUAAUCUUGGGUAAGCUCUUCCUCUUCUUAAUGGUGUAACAGGCCACAUCCAACUUCCAAGCCUUUUAGAAACCACAACUUCUAUAGCAUUUUCCCCAGUUUUCUUUUCCUUUGUCCCAGCGGGGGAUGGAUUGGUGUGUUUUUAACUUAAGAAACAUUCUUUUUUUUUGUUCUCCAAUGGUAGUAAGUUACCAAGUGUGAUGUAGUAAUUUAUAAAGCGACUGUAGUACCUUGCCUGUACUGUGUUAGCCAAGUGGACGCAGGUCUUUCUGUUUGUGCCCUCCUCUGAUGACCGCUGGUGGUUGCCAUGCCGACUAGGAUGGGUACGUCUUAGAGCUUACCCCAACAUCUGGACCACUCCUUAGCCACCAUCUCACUUUCAAGUCAUACAAUCUAGCAGCAUCAUGUCAAAAUCUUACAUUUUAAAUAAAAAAAAAAUCUAUAUGAAUUGGUGCUGAUUUUUAUAUAUGUGCUUUGCUUAUGUUCUUUCCAAUUUUCAGUCCCACAAAUGUAAGAAAAGGAACGCGGCCAGGAAGACUUUCAGAUUUGUAUUUUUACCCUUUUUGCGUUUUUUUUUCUCCCCGCCCUUUUCUUUUGUCUUGAUAAAUAAUGUCUUCGAGUUUCUACCUUCUUUCCUAAUGUGUAAAUUAGUUUGGAUAAAAUGAAUGAAAUUCAGCUUUAAAGAUUUUGAGUGGUGUCGUACACGAAAAAUAUAUAUAAUCUCUGAAGCAUACUAAUAAACAAGUUAUUCAGCAGCGCUGUGGCAGCUAGACAAAGCUUAGAUCUGACAUGUAAUUGUCACACACACACACACACACACACACACACACACACGUUUUAAUCAACUGUUUUGCCUACUGAGCUUUUUCUUUUGUAGUCAUUCCAUGCUUGAGCCUUAAACAUGCUUCUUCUUCUCCUGUCACGCUAAAUCUUCCAUGUCAGCAGGGUGAUCAUGUUUAAAGGUGCAUCGUCGGCUUCUUAGCGCACCUGACAUGAGGUGGUCAAAUGUCAUGUGAUUAUGUAGAUGAGCAGCCUAUAUGUCCUUGACCUAAUUCUUUUAUGUAAGUAAAACUCAAUUCUUUUAAGGACAGAGUACUGUUUAUUGUCUGUUGCGUACAUACCACUACAUAUGGUAUCAAUCCUUAUCAGAUCAUGUGUAUAUAUAUUCAAAUUUUCAUUUAUUUCCAUUUUUUUUGUGCUUUUGUUUCUGCACUCUUGCCUACACCCUGAGUUGUCUAUUUCUCCCACUCUGUUUUUUGAUUUGUACUUGUCUGGAGACAGUAACUUUUGAAUAAAAAUCAACACAUUUCAA
Molecule: messenger RNA, 5579 nt
Organism: Nerophis lumbriciformis (worm pipefish)
Lineage: Eukaryota; Metazoa; Chordata; Actinopteri; Syngnathiformes; Syngnathidae
Gene: stag2b
Product: STAG2 cohesin complex component b
Biological process (GO): sister chromatid cohesion
Cellular component (GO): nucleus; chromatin; cohesin complex
Molecular function (GO): chromatin binding
Source: RefSeq, a predicted model, not a curated record